AUGGCGACUCGUGGACCUCCCGGCGCGCGCGGCAUGAACAACCGCUUUGCUCAGUUCAAGCUGGUGUUGCUAGGUGAAUCUGCCGUGGGAAAGAGCUCCAUCGUGCUGCGAUUCGUCAAGACCAUCUCGCUCGACGAGAACACGACAGUCAAGUUCGAAAUUUGGGACACGGCGGGCCAGGAGCGGUACAAGUCACUUGCGCCCAUGUACUACAGGAAUGCCAACUGCGCAGUUGUAGUCUAUGACAUCACCCAAGCCACAUCACUCGACAAGGCGAAGUCGUGGGUCAAGGAGCUACAGAGGCAGGCCAACGAGAACAUCAUCAUCGCACUUGCCGGGAACAAGCUGGAUUUGGUGACGGAGCAGCCCGACAAGCGAGCAAUCGAGACGGCCGACGCCGAAGCCUACGCAAAGGAGGCCGGUCUUCUCUUCUUCGAAACGUCGGCAAAGACAGCCGAGAAUGUGCAGGAGCUUUUUACCGCCAUCGCCAAGAAAUUGCCGCUUGACCAGGUCGGACCGAGGCACGCCCGGCCAGGUCAGCGACCCGGCGUCAGCCUAGCCCCCGAGGGGGCAAACACGCAAGCUGGGGGGCCAUGCGCUUGCUGA
Molecule: messenger RNA, 606 nt
Organism: Chaetomium globosum CBS 148.51
Lineage: Eukaryota; Fungi; Ascomycota; Sordariomycetes; Sordariales; Chaetomiaceae
Exons: 4
Coding region: 1-606 (201 amino acids)
Molecular function (GO): GTP binding; GTPase activity
Source: RefSeq, a predicted model, not a curated record